AUGCUGGCGGCUUGUUUCAGUGCAGCGAGAGGAGAUGGGCGGGAUCGUCACCGCAGAGCUCUGCUAGAACGGAACCAGUGGGACUGGGUGGUGAAUCCUCGUCACUUGCACAGUGCAGAACCUCCCCAUGUUGAUGAAAGCUCAGCUAAUAUAACUGUGGCAAGUUUAACUACACGGGUGGCAAACGAUGCCCCAGAAUACCAUGAUGCAUCAGAUGACCAGUCUUCUGAAGACUAUCCAGAGUCGGAAGAGGAUGACGACGAGUCAGCGGAGGAGGAGGAGGAUGAUGACGACGAUGAGGAUGACAACGACGAGUCGGAGGAGGAUGACGACACAACAUCCAACUUGACUAAAGCCCAGACCAACACCACAGACUACGAUGAGGAACCCAUAUCCAACAUGACCCAGACCAAUGCCACAAUGGCAACUACAAUUGCACAGAACACCUCAAUACCUGUAGAACCCAGACUGGGAAGAGGGAUGGCUGGUGUGAUGGAGGUGUAUGAUGACCUCGAAGACAUGGAUGAGGAUGACUAUCCUGGCGGUGGGGAUGAGGAUGGCAGCGAGGAGGAUGAGGAUGAUGAUGGUGGCAGCGAGGGAGAGGACGAUGGUGACGAAGCAGACUACGAUGAGGAAUCCAUAUCCAACAUGACCCAGACCAAUGCCACAAUGGCAACUACAAUUACACAGAACACUUCCAUAACUGUGGAACCCAGAAUGGGAAGAGGGAUGGGUGGCAUGGAGGCGUAUGAUGACAUGGAAUACAUGGAUGAGGAUGACUUUCCAGGCGGUGGGGAUGAGGAUGAUGGUGGCAGGGAUGGUGAGGAUGAUAAUGGCAGCGAGGAGGAUGAUAGCAGUGAGGAUGACGAUCUCAGCAGUGAGGGAGAGUAUGAUGGUGUGGCGGCAGUCUGCAUCAGCUUCCAGCCGCUCUUCGGUGCUUCCCGGCGGGCAGAGAGCAGCGCAGUGGACCGGAGCAUGGCGGCGGCUAACGGACGGAUGAUGAUGGCCUGGGUUUGGCCCGCUUUGGUGAUUCUAGCCCGGCUCAGCACGGCAGAGGAACGGCACCGGGACGCACACGGAGCUCUGGCCGGCUCGGAGCCGCCGAUGGAGAGCCGCAGCGGGGGAGGCUUCCUGCCGGUGCCGGUGUGGAAGUUUGUGAAAGACGGUGCGGACGCAUCAGACUUCGGCCGCCCGCAGUUUCUCUGCAGCGACACGUCGCUCUCUGUUCGCUUGUCGCUCAUCCGACACUCGGACCUGCGUCUGCAAGGCAGACUGCAGCUCAGCCCGAGACCUGAACCCAGCUCCUGUUCAACAGAGUCCAGGCUGAAGACGCAGCAGAUCGAGCUUUCAAGCGUCAACCACUGCCAAUUGGACAACCACAUACAGUGCCCCAACAACCACUCAUCUGACAACCACACCCAGCUUCUCCACAUCCAGAGCGUCAUCCAGUGCCCCAACAACCAGUCAUCUGACAACCACACCCAGCACCUCCAGAUCCAGAGCGUCAACGACUGCCGACUGGACAGCUGCAUCCAGUGCCCCACCAACCACUCAUCUGACAACCAUACCCAGCUCCUCCGCACCCACAGCAUCAACAACCACGGAUUCGACAACCACAUCCAAUGCUCCAGCAACCACUCGGCACACAAUCACACCCAGCGCAUCCACAACCACUCAGCACACAGCCACACCCAGGCAUCAACAAUCACAUCCAUCUCCUCCACAGCUACACGGCCAAUUGCCUCAUCCAGUGCCCCAACAAUCACUGAGCAGGAGGCAACAUCCAGUGCGUCAACAACCACUAAGGAGACAACCACACCCAGUGCAUCCUCAACCACUCGGCGGACAACCAAACCCAGCUCCUCCACAUCCACAACAUUUACGACAGAUUCGACAACCACAUCCAGUGUCCCAACAAUCACUCAGCACACAACCGCAUUCAGUGGAUCCACGACCACUCGGCAGACAACCACACUCAGCUCCUCCACAUCCAGGGCAUCAGCAACCACAUCCUCAAUGACCACAUCCAUCUUCUCCACAGCUUCCUCAUCCAGUGUCCCGACAACCACUCGGCACACAACCGCAUUCAGUGGAUCCACGCCCACUCGGCUGACAACCACACCAAGCUCCUCCACAUCCAGAGCGUCAUCCAGUGCCCCAACAACCAGUCAUCUGACAACUACACCCAGCUCCUCCACAUCCAGAGCGUCAACGACCGCCGACUGGACAGCUGCAUCCAGUGCCCCACCAACCAUUCAUCUGACAACCAUACCCAGCUCUUCCACACCCAGAGCAUCAACAAACACGGAUUCGACAACCACAUCCAAUGCCCCAACAACCACAAGGCACACAAUCACACCCAGCGCAUCCACGACCACUCAACACACAACCACACCCAGGGCAUCCACGACCACUCAGCAGACAACCACAGUCAGCAGAUCCACGACCACUCAGCAGACAACCACACCCAGCUCCUCCACAUCCAGAGCAUCGGCAACCACAUCCUCAAUAACCACAUCCAUCUCCUCCACAGCUUCCACAUUGACUGCCCCGACAACCACUCAGCAGACAACCACACCCAGCGCAUCCACGACCACUCAGCAGACAACCACACCCAGCGCAUCCACGACCACUCAGCAGACAACCACACCCAGCGCAUCCACGACCACUCAGCUGAAAAUCACACCUAGCUCCUCCAUUUCCACAACAUCAACCACCACCACAUCCUCAAUGACCACAUCCAUCUCUUCCACAGCUACACAGCCAAACACCUCAUCCAGUGUCCCGACCACCACUCUGCACACAACCACAUCCAGUGCAUCUAUGACCAGUCAGCUGACAACCAAACUGAGAUCCUCCACAUCCAGAGCAUCAAUGACUGCCGACUGGACAGCUGCAUCCAGUGCCCCAUCAACCACCACAUCCUCAAUGACCACAU
Messenger RNA from Stegastes partitus (bicolor damselfish), 2938 nucleotides. The record is from RefSeq and is a predicted model, not a curated record. Lineage: Eukaryota; Metazoa; Chordata; Actinopteri; Pomacentridae.